UCAGGCCACGCCCAGCGGCCUGCGCUCGGGGGUAGGUCCCGGCUCAGGUCCUGGCUUGGUCCUGGCUUAAGUCCGGGCUCAGGUCCCAGCGCCCGGAAUCACAAGGCCGGUAGGCAGGGGCCCCCAGCCGGCAAGCCGCAUGGAGCCGCGCGCCGGGGACGGCUGCUUUCUGGGAGAUGUGGGUUUCUGGGUGGAGCGCACCCCUGUGCAUGAGGCAGCUCAGCGGGGCGAGAGCCUACAGCUUCAGCAGCUGAUUGAGAGUGGGGCAUGUGUUAAUCAGGUCACCGUGGACUCCAUCACACCCCUUCAUGCGGCCAGUCUGCAGGGCCAGGCCCAGUGUGUGCAGCUGCUGCUGGCAGCUGGUGCCCAGGUGGAUGCCCGCAACAUUGAUGGCAGCACCCCCCUUUGCGAUGCCUGUGCCUCAGGCAGCAUCGAGUGUGUGAAGCUCUUGCUGUCCUAUGGGGCGAAGGUCAACCCGCCUUUGUACACAGCAUCCCCCCUCCACGAGGCCUGCAUGAGUGGGAGUUCUGAAUGUGUGAGGCUUCUUAUUGACGUUGGGGCCAAUCUAGAAGCUCACGAUUGCCAUUUCGGGACCCCUCUACAUGUUGCCUGUGCACGAGAGCAUUUGGACUGUGUCAAAGUGUUACUCAAUGCAGGGGCCAAUGUGAACGCAGCAAAACUUCAUGAGACUGCCCUUCAUCAUGCGGCCAAGGUAAAGAAUGUUGACCUCAUCGAGAUGCUCAUAGAGUUUGGAGGCAACAUCUACGCCCGGGACAACCGGGGGAAGAAGCCCUCGGACUACACGUGGAGCAGCAGCGCCCCAGCCAAGUGCUUUGAAUACUAUGAAAAGACACCUCUUACCCUCUCCCAGCUCUGCAGAGUGAGCUUGAGGAAGGCCACUGGCGUUCGAGGGCUAGAGAAAGUCGCCAAGUUAAACAUCCCUCCACGGCUCAUCGACUACCUUUCCUACAAUUGAGCUGCAAGCAGGUGGCGGGAAAGGCUUGUGACUUGCCUGGCUAUCACCUUGCUGUGCCUAGCCUUGGGCCCUAAAGAGUUCUGUCUAUUUCUCUGAAA
This is a messenger RNA of Peromyscus leucopus (white-footed mouse), 1074 nucleotides long. RefSeq names its product ankyrin repeat and SOCS box containing 13 (gene Asb13). The transcript is spliced from 6 exons. The coding region runs from base 140 to 976 and encodes 278 amino acids. The record is from RefSeq and is a predicted model, not a curated record. Gene Ontology annotation, molecular function: protein binding. Gene Ontology annotation, biological process: protein ubiquitination; intracellular signal transduction; positive regulation of protein catabolic process. NCBI's taxonomy places the organism in Eukaryota, Metazoa, Chordata, Mammalia, Rodentia, Cricetidae.